This is a messenger RNA of Jatropha curcas, 1176 nucleotides long. Its product is annotated as Tetraspanin family protein. Lineage: Eukaryota; Viridiplantae; Streptophyta; Magnoliopsida; Malpighiales; Euphorbiaceae. Gene Ontology annotation, cellular component: membrane. The record is from RefSeq and is a predicted model, not a curated record.
AGCUGGACGUGGUGAAUCCAGCUAAGCAGCUAAUUUGGAAAAAGGCCGAGAGAGAAAACCGCAACAGAAUCGUUCUUUUUCCUUGAGCUAGAAGCCUUUUAAGUACUAAGACUUGCAUUCUCCAUUUAGAAUUUGAGACCUCUUUUUGUUGAUUCUGAUUGAAGCGAUAAAAGUUUGGGUUUUUUGAGGGUUUAUCAGGUAUCAAAAAGAAUGGGUAGGCUAAUGAGGAAUUUCAUACAAUCGAUAUUGAAGUUGCUGAAUUCUUUGAUAGGGAUGGUUGGUUUGGGAAUGAUAUUAUAUGGUGUUUGGCUUAUUAGGGUUUGGCAGAGGGAAAUGGGUGACCUCCCCUUUGAAGAUUCUGAUCAUCUUGCUCCCUGGUUCAUUUAUACUUUUCUUGGCGUUGGGGUCACUUUAUGUGUGAUUACAUGCUUAGGUCAUGUUGCUGCAGAAACUGCAAAUGGUUGUUGCCUUUAUCUAUAUAUGUUGUUUGUCUUCUUGCUCUUUAUGCUGGAGGCUGGGGUUACUGCUGAUGUAUUUUUAAACCGUGACUGGGAACAGGACUUUCCGAAGGAUCCAACAGGGAGUUUCAACCAGUUCAAAGAUUUCAUCAGGUCAAACUUUGAGAUGUGCAAAUGGAUAGGCUUGUCAAUUGUGUCUGUUCAGGGAUUGUCUUUCUUGCUAGCAUUGUUACUCAAAGCUCUAGGACCACAUCAGUAUUAUGACAGUGAUGAUGAAUAUGCACCAGACAGGGUUCCACUCCUAAACAAUGCUGUUAUCCCACCUCCUUAUGUUGUUGGUAACCCUGUUGUUGGAUCCAAAAGCGAUUCAUGGAGUGUAAGGAUUAAUGAAAAGGUGAAUCAAGCAAACAGGUGAAAUGAUUUGCCCAAGGCCAGAACCAAAAACUUGAAAGCAUAGAAAUUGAAUAAACAUGGAAGGUUGGAAAUGGAACUUUUGUGCUGUUGGUUGAUCUGGCAGUCAGUUGUACAUGUGUGCCUAGUAGUAUUUGUACUCAAACCUUAUCCCUCUUGUCAUAUAAUGAUUUCUUUUUCUUUUUCUUUUUUAAUUGAAUUCUACUCGAUCCUUAGUUGGUAUAUGAUUCAGAAGUUGUAAGAAAUGCAAAGAGAAGAUGUAUGACAUGUAAAUUAAUCUUAGCGAGUCACAAUUUUCUGCUAUUCA